Messenger RNA from Gymnodraco acuticeps, 2451 nucleotides. RefSeq names its product probable E3 ubiquitin-protein ligase TRIML1. Gene Ontology annotation, molecular function: protein binding; zinc ion binding. Bases 148 to 1806 code for a protein of 552 amino acids. The record is from RefSeq and is a predicted model, not a curated record. NCBI's taxonomy places the organism in Eukaryota, Metazoa, Chordata, Actinopteri, Perciformes, Bathydraconidae. The transcript has 2 exons.
CAACACUGGAGGGAGGAGAGCUGUAACGUCACUUUCCAUAAAUGAAACGUAUCGUUUGUCAGAGCUGCAGAGACACGUCUCUGGAUUUUCUGUCUGAAGAAAGAUUAAACUGAGUUUGUCAGUUCAUUCUCAGCACUUUACUCAAAUAUGGACAUGUCUUCUGUCAGCUGCCUGCUAUCCGAAGAGCAGUUUCGGUGCGCCAUCUGUCUGGAUGUGUUCAGGGAUCCAGUCAGCACACCAUGUGGACACAACUUCUGCAAAACCUGCAUCACUGCACACUGGGAUACUAAUAACAGAUACAUUUGUCCCCUGUGUAAUGAGGGUUUUGAAAAAAGACCUUUUUUGAGGGUCAACACUUUGUUCUCUGAGAUGGUUGGUGAGUUCAGACAGUCGGCUCAACAGAAAGCCAACCGCAAACGGUCACAGCAACAAUCGUUCAAACCAGUAAACGUUUCCUGUGACUUUUGCACUGGAACCAAACUGAAGGCCCUGAAGUCAUGCCUGGUGUGUCUGGCCUCCUACUGUGAGACUCACCUGGAGCCUCAUUUAAAUGUGUCAGGUCUGAAAAGACAUCAGCUGAUCGACCCUGUGGAGAACCUGGAAGACAGGAUGUGUCCGAAGCACGAUAAACCUCUGGAGCUGUUCUGUAAGACCGACCAGACAUUUGUCUGUCUGCUCUGCUCUGCUUUAGACCACAAGAUGCAUGAGUUUGUUCCUCUGAAAUAUGAAUGUGAAGACAAGAAGGUUGAGCUGGUGAAGACAGAGGCUACAAUUCAGGACAUGAUCCAGAAGAGACGAGUAAAGAUUGAGGCGAUCAAACACUCAGUAAAGCGAAGUACAGAAAAUGCGAAAAUGAAGCUAUCAGAAGGUGUUCAGGUCUUCACUUCUCUGAACAAUUUGCUUGAGAGAGGCCUGAAUGAGCUCUACAAAACAAUAGGAGAGAAGGUGACAGCAACACAGAAACAGGUUGAAGGCCUCAUCAAAGAGCUGGAACAGGAAAUAUCAGAUCUGAAGAAGAGAAACACUGACGUGGGGCAAGUCACACGCUCAGAAGACCACCUCCAUGUUCUCCGAAGCUUCCCGUUACUGAAAGCUGUUCCACCCACAAAGGACUGGACAAAGAUCAACGUCCAUGUACCUUCAUAUGAGAAAACUGUGGAGGGGGCCUUGAUCCAGCUGGAGGAGACCCUUGAUAAAGAGAUGAAGAAGCUGCUCGGUGAGGCUGAGCUGAAGAGGGUCCAGAAGUACGCAGUGGAUGUGACUCUUGAUCCUGAUACAGCACAUCCUGAACUCAUCCUGUCUCCUGAUAGGAAACAAGUGAGUCAUGGUGAUUUAAAGAAGAAUCUUCCAGACAACCUACAGAGAUUUUCUCAUUAUAAUUUUGUUUUGGGAAGGCAGAGUUUCUCUUCAGGCAGAUUUUACUACGAGGUUCAUGUUCAAGGGAAGCCUAAAUGGAAUAUAGGAGUGGCCAGAGAGUCGAUCAACAGGAAGGGAGAGUUCAACAUGAGGCUUCAGGACGGUUACUGGACUAUAUGUUUGAGAAAUGGAAAUGAGUACAAAGCUCUUGAUUCUCCGUCAGUCAGUCUCUCUCUGAAGUCUCAGCCUCAGAAGGUGGGGGUGUUUGUGGAUUAUGAGGAGGGUCUGGUCUCCUUUUAUGACGUAGAUACUGCAGCUCUUAUCUACUCCUUUACUGGCUGCUGCUUCACUGAGAAUCUCUACCCAAUAUUAAGUCCCUGUAGUAAUGAUGGAGGCAAUAAUGCUGCCCCUCUGUUCAUCGUCAGACCUACUGUCAAUCAAACCGCCUGAUCUUUGAGAUCAGCAUGUUGAGCAAUGCAAAUAAAGCAUUGCCAACAAUAUUUGUACAUAGUGUGUAUAUAUAUAUAUAUAUAUAUAUAUAUAUAUACAUAAACAUGCCAGACAAAAUGUUCAUACUAAAAUGGGCAUAGUGGUCAAUGCUAGUAUACCAAUGUGUUAUAGAAAAAAGUGCAUAUUCAGUUGAAAUGUUAUCUGAAUUUGAUUUACCAUUUGUGUUCUAAACUUAAAUAUUUUUCCUUCAUAUUUGGUUAGAAAAUUAACAAAAAAAAGGUUACUUUUAAAAAAGGUGCUUUUGUUUGACUUGUUAUAAUUUGAAGGCUUCUUGAAGAGAAACCGUAUUUGAGCAGUGUUUUUUAUUAUGCAGGACAAUGUAGUGAGAAUUAACAUCGAUGUAUUGCUGGACUGGGGAUGCAAUUGUUCUGUAUAUUUUAUUUUGAAGCAUUAUGGAUGAUUGUUCAGUCUUUGCUUGAAUAACAUAUGUACCAGAUAACAUCGAUUUGUAAUGGUUUCCUAACAUCCAUGGUAUAUUUUUUUAAAGAAGUGACCUCAAGUCAUCAACCUCUUUCGUGCUGUUGUGUUAGUGACUAUAACCAAUGCUAUGAAUUGAAAUAAAAACAGACUUUGUGAUCAUUAAAU